AUGAAGAGGGAACAAGCCUGCCAGGAGGUAGUCCCCGGGAAGGCUGAAGUCAGGUACCCCCAAAUUCCGCCUCCGCUGCCGGCAGGCCCCCAUCGCGUGGUGCUGCUGCUGCCGCUCGAGCAGCCGUUUGUUUUUGGUGGGGUCUGUCGUGUGACUUGCCUCUAUGGCCGAGUGCAAGUGUUUGGUUUUAACAUCAGCCAAGGCCAGCCUGCCUGUGAUGUCUUCUCUACCUACACCAACUCUCUCCUGAGUAUCACCGCAGUCCCUUACUCAAAGCCUGAGAAAAGCAAGAAGGAGCUAAGAAGGGAAGCCCGAAUUUUGCUAAGAGCUUAUCUUACCCGAGAUAACAGAUGUCAGCUGAUGAAGUAUUUUUCACCUCUGUGUUCCAUUGUGGUGCUAGAACGCCUGAAAACAUCAACAAUAGAGUUCAUAAGCAGCCAUCCAGGCUUAUCUUCCGUCUUCUCACAAGAGGCAUUAAUUUCCCACAUAAACGCUGAAUAUUUAACCUUAAAGUCUGUUGGCAUCAGGAGAAACAAGAAAAAAAAUGGUGUUCAGCUGAGUGAGAGUGUCAUUUCAGCAGUGGAGGAGUUGGUCAGUGUUUCUUGUGAAGAAGUAGAUGGCUGCCCUGUGAUUCUGGUUUGUGGAAGCCAGGACAUUGGAAAGUCAACAUUUAAUAGAUAUCUCAUUAAUCAGUUGUUAAACAGUAUUCCUUGUGUUGACUAUUUGGAAUGUGAUCUGGGACAGACAGAAUUUACUCCUCCUGGAUGCGUUUCUUUAUUGAAUAUUACAGAACCAGUUCUAGGUUCACCCUUCACACACCAGAGGACACCACAGAAAAUGGUAUAUUACGGGAAAACGACUUGUAGGGACGACUACGAACAUUAUAUUGAGAUAAUAAAGUAUGUGUUCAGCUCUUACAAGAGAGAGUCUCCUCUCCUCAUCAACACAAUGGGAUGGGUGACAGACAAUGGCCUCUUACUUCUCAUCGAUCUCAUUCGACUGCUGUCGCCCAGCCACGUUGUUCAGUUCGGUUCGGCCCGAAGUAAAUACAUGCCAAACCUCACCCCUGAGUAUGUAGACGAUACCGAUGGCUUGUACACAAAAGGCAAGCCCAGGAUAAGAAAUCGAGGUUUCCACAUUCCAGAAACGGAAAAUUUGGAAUUUGUUGAUGAAGAAAGAGAGAGUCCCGUUUUGUUUGCUGGUCAUAAGCUGAUCUGUGUUCAAUCGGAGUUUACUUUUAGAAAGACUCCAAGAAAUAGAGAAUCACAUAACAGAGUACUCCGUGAAUUGGCCAUCUUAGGUUACCUUGGCAAGCUGCAGCCCCCAGAUCCAAAGUCAAUCUCUCCUCUACAUGGUCUGACACCUUACCAGGUCCCCUUCAAUGCAGUCGCUCUGCGCAUCACGCAUUCAGAUGUCGCCCCUACCCACAUCAUGUAUGCUGUGAACGCCAGCUGGGUCGGGCUCUGCAAGAUCCAGGAUGAAGUCAAAGGCUAUGUAAAAGGGCCUGUCCUUCUCGCCCAGACUCCCCUCUGUGACUGCGUGGGAUUCGGGAUCUGCAGAGGGAUUGACAUGGAGAAAAGGCUUUACCACAUCCUCACCCCUGUGCCACCAGAAGAGCUAAGAGACGUGAACUGCCUACUGGUCGGAGCUGUUUCUAUCCCACAGUGUGUCUUCAAGAACCAGCGUGGGGUUGAAGGAACAAUACCUUACGUCACAACAGAUUACAAUGUUAGACUUCCUGGAGCACGAGACAAAAUUGGAGCAAGAUACUCUGAGGGAAACCCUGAAGAAGAAAGAUACCUGAGACCUAAACUGUACCAACCAUGCAGCUGGGUGGCCCUGGGGGUCCAGACAGGCCUCCACAGGCAGACGCUGGGGAGAAGAGAAGGGGAUAUUGGACCCCAUUACUGGGAGCUCAAGGGGGUUAUUAAGCGGGGCACCUACGAGCUGGAGGCCCUGCCCGCCACCCUGGGAGAGCUGGAGCUGGGCGCCGUGGAGCGCUUCUCCUGGAGCUCCAGCCUGGACAUCAUCGAAGACCUCAGGGGUAGGUGGGCCUGCCUGCUGGGACGGGACUGCAAGAGGCUCUAG
Messenger RNA from Elephantulus edwardii (Cape elephant shrew), 2088 nucleotides. It is a transcript of the gene NOL9, whose product is annotated as nucleolar protein 9. NCBI's taxonomy places the organism in Eukaryota, Metazoa, Chordata, Mammalia, Macroscelidea, Macroscelididae. Gene Ontology annotation, cellular component: nucleus. The record is from RefSeq and is a predicted model, not a curated record. Gene Ontology annotation, molecular function: polynucleotide 5'-hydroxyl-kinase activity. Gene Ontology annotation, biological process: cleavage in ITS2 between 5.8S rRNA and LSU-rRNA of tricistronic rRNA transcript (SSU-rRNA, 5.8S rRNA, LSU-rRNA). Bases 1 to 2088 code for a protein of 695 amino acids. The transcript is spliced from 15 exons.